AUGGAGCCAUUACGCAGUUGCGGCUCAUUGUGGAAAUUCGUCGUUAUCGUCAUCGUCAUCGUCAUCUCACUGUUAAGGCUGUGCGCCAUAUUGCUCUAUCGGGCCGCCGGCGCCCUCUGGUGGAUGGCAUAUGCAGUGACGAUGAACUGCAGCCGCACUGCCCACCGCUACCUCGUCGACAGCUUUCUGCAAUGCUGCCUCAGACAUGGGCAUGUGCCUGAAGGGAACUGGGAAAUGGUUCAUUCUGCGGCUGGUACGUACAUAGUACACCCCGACAGUGAGAUCUACUGGCUCUGGCAGUGCGUUGUCUCGCUCGCUGUGAUCUACAACAUGUGGCUGACCAUAGUGAGGAUCACCUAUAAAGAAAUGAGCGAUCAGGGACCGCACGGCUGGGUGUUUUUCAUCGCAGACAGUGUUACUGACCUCAUCUACUUGCUUGACAUCAGCGUGUCACGGCGCACGGCCUAUCUGAAGCACGGACUGCUGGUGAGCGACGUCAGCAGAAUCGCUCGCCGGUAUCGCAGCGGUGUUUACUUCUACCUGGAUCUGGCAUCCUUGUUUCCCGUGGCAACCAUAUCGCGUCUCGUCACAGAACGAUGGACAACGCCUCUUCCCUACGGACGCUUGCUCAGGACAAUGAAAAUGUAUUCUAUGUGGAGGUUUUUUGGUUUAACCGAUAGUCGCACAAAUUUUCCGAAUAUCAUUAGAGCCGCAAAGCUAAUGCUAUACUUAGCCUUGGUGAUGAAUUGGAUCGCCUGCUUAUACUAUCUCAUCUCAGAGGCCGAAGGUCAAGGAAGCAAUGACUGGGUGUAUCCCAGCAUCGCUGGCAAUCAAACGUUUACGAGUAAGUACAUACGCUGCAUGCACUGGGCUCUCAUCACGCUGACGACUAUCGGAGGAGCAGCCAAUCCCGUCACUGACAUCGAAUUCCUCUUCACUGGAGUGACGUACAUGUUAGGCCUAUUCGUGUUUGCAGCAGUGGUUGGUAACGUCGGCAACGUCAUCAGCAACAUGAAUGCUGCACGACAGGAUUUCCAGACCAAGAUGGAUGCGUUAAAGUUUUACAUGAACAGACGCGGUGUGCCGGAGGAAUUGCAGAACAGAGUUAAACGCUGGUCGAACUACGCCUGGACACGGAAUCAUGGUAUGGAUGACGCUGGUUGCUUGGAGAUUCUGCCGCCUCGCAUGAGGGCUGAAGUUGCUAUACAGGUACACCUGGAAACGUUACGAAAGGUUAGGAUUUUCGAAGAUUGCGAAGAAGGUGUGCUCUGCGAACUGGUACUAAAAUUGAAGCCCCAGAUAUUUUCUCCUGGAGAUUUUAUUUGCAAGACUGGCGAGAUAGGGAGGGAAAUGUACAUCAUAAAUCACGGUGUCGUAGAGGUGAGUGUGAAGUGUGCCAGCACUGAUGAACGGACAGUAGUGGCGACUCUACAGGAAGGAAACUACUUCGGAGAAAUCAGCCUUCUGGAGCUACACUCCAGUCAAAAGCGAACGGCUGAUGUUCGCUCAGUUGGCUACUCUGAACUACUAGUGCUGUCAAGGAAGGAUCUCAUGUCUGCACUCGUAGAAUAUCCGAAGACGCGUGAAGUUCUCGAAGCAUUCGCCGAGGAAAGAAUUCUGAAUGUGCUAGAAAAGUCAUGACCUCUCAAGACGUGACCCUACCUACAACCAUGGCAGUUCCUUUCUGAUAUCACCCGACGAUGGUGCAGCAUAUGGGGAUUAAACUGUCGAUUUUACACGGCAGAUGGCAGCACAGUGUUACUCAUUGCCGGCGCGCGCGGUCGCAGAUGCGCGGCUACUGCAAUCAUAAGUCAUACCCGAUACAAUAAAAGAC
Molecule: messenger RNA, 1834 nt
Organism: Priapulus caudatus
Lineage: Eukaryota; Metazoa; Priapulida; Priapulimorpha; Priapulimorphida; Priapulidae
Product: cyclic nucleotide-gated channel rod photoreceptor subunit alpha-like
Exons: 17
Coding region: 1-1641 (546 amino acids)
Biological process (GO): transmembrane transport; potassium ion transport
Cellular component (GO): membrane
Molecular function (GO): voltage-gated potassium channel activity; protein-containing complex binding
Source: RefSeq, a predicted model, not a curated record